Molecule: messenger RNA, 3307 nt
Organism: Cyclopterus lumpus (lumpfish)
Lineage: Eukaryota; Metazoa; Chordata; Actinopteri; Perciformes; Cyclopteridae
Gene: map3k14a
Product: mitogen-activated protein kinase kinase kinase 14a
Exons: 16
Coding region: 470-3049 (859 amino acids)
Biological process (GO): protein phosphorylation; positive regulation of canonical NF-kappaB signal transduction
Molecular function (GO): ATP binding; protein kinase activity
Source: RefSeq, a predicted model, not a curated record
GCUCGACUCCGGUUUGAUGUCAGGCUCGUGUCGGUAUUGUCAAAAGCGAGAAUGAGUAGAAACAACCGGGGACAUGUGUUUUAGCUGCCAAGCAACUGUUUUUCGUCAAGAUAUCAGGAUGGAUGUCGGUAUUGAGCUUUUUAUUAUUAACCAGCAUGUUUACGGACCUGCAGAUAAGCGCUGCAAAUGUAGUUUGCGCUUUUCAACCGGCAUUGAAUGCACCAUGUGACCAUGUGCGGAAGAGGAAAGAGUGUCGGUUGAGACAGUCGCGCACACCCGGGGUCGUACAUUUAGCCCCGGCCAAUGCGCUGCAGAGGACUUCCUCUGAGCUCCGUGCAUUUUACGACACGGUUGCACCUGUCAAAACAAGGCCAGGGUUGAGCUUCCGGGUCUCGAAAGUUUCGGUCCAAGUGAUCAUCGUUGUCCCGAACGCACUUGACUUCCAACCCCACCGAUUCAAGCAGUUGAAAUGGCGGUGAGGCAAAGGAUUUUCAACUCGACGGCACCCUUCUCCGGGUCGCCCAAAGCGGAGCUGAAGGGGUCUUACCCAUCCUGCUCGGCUGCAGACCAGGAGGCGGAAGAGGAGGAGGAGGAGGGGGAGGAGGGGAAGGACAGCAAAAUGGGGUACAUAGCCUGCCUCAGCCCUUUGAUAAAUAAACUCCUUACACAUGGGACUGCGGAGCAAGUGGGAGAAAUGCCACUGAAGACCUCGACCUUCAUUGCCCAAGCGGAAUGUGAAACCCAGGACUCUCAAGAGUUCAGUCCGUCCUGCUUCGAGCGCUCCUUUUUUCCCUCCCCGAACUGCUUCACCAGCAGUCUUCCCUCAGAGUACAACAAUGUGGCGUGGCCAACCGCGGCCUGCAUGCAGGAGCUGGGCAUCUCGUCGGCACAGCUCACCCCGAGAAAGAAGGCCAGGAAGAGACAGAAGCGCAAGGGGAGGAAGAAACUGGAGAAGAAGAAGGAGAGGCAGCGGCACAGACACCGAAUGCGCUCCGGAGUCCCUGAACAGGAGAGUGGAAGUUCUCUGGUCCGGGUCCUGGAUGAGUUGUCCCUGGGAGGGAGAAGCGGCCUCAGCACUUCUUGCUCUAGCAGCUUUGAAAGCUCCGAGGAGCAGCACGGGGGGCCUUCUCCCUACAGCCGACAGAUCUACAACACAGGCUCCAGCUGUUCUCCCCUCAACUGGGGGGACCCGGUCUGCAAGCCCCUCUCCAGUCUCCAUUCCUACGGCCAGGACAGCGUCUCGGACUCCCUCAGCAGUCUGGGAGACUGUUUUCUGGCUCUUGCUGGCCUCAGGGGCAGCGUCAGUCAGGGGGACCCGUGCUACGCCGGGCCCUUUUUCAAAGAUGUGGAGAGGGACGUAAGAGAAGAGGAAGAGAAGCGCUCGGCAGCCGGCUCUGUCAGCACUGAGGGAAUCAUCUUUUACAAUGAAAAAAUCCAGCCGGUGGACUCCGAGUACAAGGAAGGGAGGGAGUAUGUCCUCACACAGUUUAUCAAGGAGGGCUCCUUCGGGGAAGUACACAGCGCUCAAGAUGUCAACACAGGCUUCAAAUUCGCUGUCAAAAAGAUCGCCCUGAAGAGGUUCAGCAGUGAGGAGGUGGGUGCGUGGAGUGCCCUCAGAUCUCCUCGCGUGGUGGAACUCUUUGGAGUGGUCCGCGAGGGGCCGAACGUUGUCCUCAUCAUGGACCACAAAUCUGGCUCCCUGGGCCAGCUGAUAGCGGAGCGCGGCCGGCUGCCAGAGGACCUGAGUCUCCACUACCACUCGCAAAUCCUAACAGCGCUGGAGUACCUGCGGAAGAAAAAAGUGGUGCAUCUAGACAUUAAAGCUGACAAUGUGUUGCUGUCGGAGGACGGUCGAGACACCUUCCUGUGCGACUUUGGACACGCGGAGAGACUCGACACUCGAGGCCAGAGCCUCAGCGGGUCCAACGAUCUGAAGGGCACGGAGACCCACAUGGCCCCCGAGAUCGUGAAAGGGGAACCCCGCGGGGCCAAAGCAGAUGUGUGGAGCAGCUGCUGUACGUUACUGCACAUGCUCAAUGCGUGUCAGCCGUGGACCAGAUACUACACCUGUAGACUUUACCUGAAGAUUGCCAACGAGCCGCCGCCGCUGAGGGAGAUUCCGCCCAACUGCAGCCCUCUCACAGCGGAGGUUCUCAAGGCGGGUCUUCAGAAGGAUCCGGCCAAGAGGGCGUCGGCGUCUGAACUCAAAGGAAAAGCUGCCAGAGCUCUGAGAGAAGUGGGAGGACUCACCAGUCCAGUGAGGGGGCCUUUCACGGAGCCCUUGUACAUCGCCGACAAACCUCCGGACCGUCUGCAACUUGUCAACAGCAGCGUGAAGUAUGAGGACGAGCAUCAAGAGCCUGUCGGGAAAGGGAUCCCAGCAGGCAGCGGGCCGGAGGACCUGGAGGACGACCACGGAGAAGAGACAAAGCGAGACUCGCCUUCCCGUCCACAAACGCUGAUCUCUGAGCCGAGCUACAAGAGGGGCAACAGGGUCACCACUGUGCCUGAACUUGAGCUGCGUAAACUGGAGCGAGAUUUCUACCUGAGCAGUCUGUCCCAGCUGCACUCUGUCGAGAUGCAGGAGCAGCUCUUGUCGUGUCUCAGCAGUGACCCGUAUUCCACCUGGGAGCCGUGGGACAAAAAGGACUCCGGCCGCUGGUCUCUGAGUCCAGGAGACGACUUCAGCUCCGGUGUCUUCUCCUACAACAGUCAGCCAGACGUGCCGGUCUCCAGUCUGGAUUUGUUGAGUCACACCCAGAUGCCACCGCCCAGCUGCUUCGAAGGGGUGGACGUCUGCAUCAGAGACUUCAACAGGAGGAGCAUCCGCAUCAGGGAGACGCGGCGGGUGAAGGUGGGCCACAUCGCCACAGGAAUCAGUGAUCAGAUCACCGAGAGGGUUUUCACCCUGGAAACCCAGCGGGGCGGGCAGGUUGCUCACGAUGAGGAGGUGCAGGAGUCCGGUCUGGAGCUCAGCUGCGUUCCUGCUCCCGACUUCAGCUCAGCCUGGAGGUGGAGGAUCCGAGACGGAGUGCUGGAGACGAGAUAGAGACUCCCCUCCGGCUGCUCAGCCGUCCUGCACGUGGCCUUAUGUAGCGUCGGUUCAAAUAUUUGCCUUGAGUUUGUCUCGAUGUGCGAGGUGCUUUCACACGGGCCAAGAAUAAAUCCACCCCGUGUCUCAUGUUUUAAAUGCCAUGAAGGGGCGUGGAUGCGUGGAUGCGUUUGUUUUGUUGUUGUUUUUGUUCACUGUGACGCAGCCUUUCUUAUUGCGUGUGUGCAUUGAGUCAAUAAACAGCAUCGUAAGCUA